GAACUUCUGAAAUGGAAUGGAUGGGGAUAUAAUGACUCCAAAUUCAUCUUCAAUAAGAAGGGUCAAGCAGAAUUCACAGGAAAAAGGUACAGAUUAGGUGGUAUGGUAUUACCAACUUUUAAGGAAUGGAUAGAAAAAACCUUUGGAGCAAGUCUGGAGCACAAAACUACCUCUAGAGCAUCUUUAAAUAUUAAUGAUGUACCUCUACCCAUUGUAAAUGAAGAAUUUCUCCAGGAUCUUAUAGCCACUAAAAUCUCAUAUUCACAGGAUGCAGAAGAUAGAGUAUUCAGAGCUCAUGGUCACUGCCUACAUGAGAUAUUUGUACUCAGGGAAGGAAUGUUUAAGCGAAUUCCUGAUAUAGUUGUGUGGCCUGUUUGCCAUGAAGAUGUAGUUAAAAUUGUGGAGUUAGCCUGCAAACAUAAUCUCUGCAUAAUACCAUUUGGUGGAGGGACGAGUGUCUCUAGUGCUCUCGAAUGUCCUGAAGAAGAAAAAAGAACAAUUAUCUCACUGGAUACAUCACAAAUGAAUCGGAUUCUCUGGAUAGAUGAGAAAAACUUAACAGCUUGUGUGGAAGCUGGCAUUGUUGGGCAAGAUCUGGAAAAACAGCUUGCUGAAAGUGGCUUCUGUACAGGCCAUGAACCAGACUCCAUGGAGUUCAGUUCACUAGGAGGAUGGGUAGCAACACGAGCAUCAGGCAUGAAAAAAAACAUCUAUGGAAACAUUGAAGAUCUGGUGAUUCAUAUAAAAAUGGUAACUCCUAGAGGAAUAGUAGAAAAAAACUGUCAAGUACCUCGCAUGUCCACAGGACCUGACAUCCAUCACUUCAUUAUGGGAUCUGAAGGAACUCUUGGAGUGGUUACUGAAGUGACGAUAAAGAUUCGCCCAGUCCCUGAAUACCAAAAGUAUGGCUCUGUCGUCUUCCCCAACUUUGAGCGAGGAGUGGCCUGCUUACGGGAAGUGGCAAAGCAGAGAUGUGCUCCUGCAUCAAUUCGCCUAGUUGACAAUGCACAGUUUCAAUUUGGUCAUGCUCUUAAACCACAAGUUGCUUCCAUUUUUACAUCAUUUUUGGAUGGACUGAAAAAAUUCUACAUCACAAAGUUUAAAGGAUUUGAUCCCAACUUACUAUGUGUAGCUACCUUGCUCUUUGAGGGUGACAGAGAGAAGGUUCUUCAGCAUGAAAAGCAAGUCUAUGAUAUUGCCACCAAGUUUGGUGGCUUGGCAGCAGGAGAAGAUAAUGGACAGAGAGGAUAUAUGCUGACGUUUGUUAUUGCUUACCUUCGGGACCUGGGCCUGGACUACUAUGUAAUAGGAGAAUCAUUUGAGACAUCGGUUCCUUGGGAUAGGGUUUUGGACCUUUGUAGGAAUGUAAAGGAAAGGAUAGUAAGAGAAUGUAAAGAAAAGGGUGUUCAGUUUGCUCCACUUUCCUCCUGCAGGGUGACACAGACGUAUGAUGCAGGUGCAUGUGUCUACUUCUACUUUGCCUUUAACUACAGAGGAAUUAGUGAUCCUGUUCAUGUAUAUGAACAAAUUGAGAGAGCUGCUAGAGAAGAAAUACUUGCCAAUGGAGGAAGUCUGUCACAUCACCAUGGAGUAGGCAAAUUGCGGAAGCGCUGGAUGAAGGAGAGCAUCUCUGAUGUUGGCCUGGGAAUGCUGAAAUCUGUUAAAGAAUAUGUGGACCCCAAUAACAUCUUUGGAAACAAAAAUCUUUUAUAAAGCCCUGCACAACAUGAUCUACUAAAACUUCUUUGAAAUUACUGUUGAAGUUCCUCCACUUUCACUGUAUUGAUAUCCCAGUAAUCAAAUAUAACAUAGACUAAACUUUAAAAAUUAGCAACUUACAUUGAUUUUUGCCACCCUUUUCCCCCUCCCUCCAAUAAAGUGUAAAUGUUGCUGUAAAAGUUUAUGGAUUUUUCCUUAUAAUGCUGUUAAACUCUUAACCCACUGGGCACAAAGUGUGUUACAAACCAGGAAAUGCAAGUUUGGGUUACCAGGUUUGGUUUGGCAACACAGCUGACAGUAUCUUUCAGUGCUGGAUAUUGCCAGAUGUUUCUUACUAAAGCAACCCCUGCAAGGACUGACAACAGUGUUUUCUGCAGAAGCAGCUGCUCAACCCAGCCUCUUGAUAAAGGAAAGCUGCUAGGAGACAGAUGAGAGAACA
Messenger RNA from Chaetura pelagica (chimney swift), 2158 nucleotides. RefSeq names its product alkylglycerone phosphate synthase (gene AGPS). Lineage: Eukaryota; Metazoa; Chordata; Aves; Apodiformes; Apodidae. Gene Ontology annotation, biological process: lipid biosynthetic process. The transcript has 19 exons. Bases 103 to 1713 code for a protein of 536 amino acids. The record is from RefSeq and is a predicted model, not a curated record. Gene Ontology annotation, molecular function: FAD binding; alkylglycerone-phosphate synthase activity.